This is a messenger RNA of Aspergillus luchuensis, 492 nucleotides long. RefSeq lists its product as uncharacterized. Lineage: Eukaryota; Fungi; Ascomycota; Eurotiomycetes; Eurotiales; Aspergillaceae. The transcript has 2 exons. The record is from RefSeq and is a predicted model, not a curated record. Bases 1 to 492 code for a protein of 163 amino acids.
AUGGGAAGACUUAUCAAAAAUCACUGGGCGCGACUCAUUAUCCUUACAGCCUCAGCUUGUAUGUACCACGCCUCUUCAUCUAUUCAUAUGACGAUACUAAUCUGGAUGACUGAAUGUACAGACCAAAUUGGUGGGGCGAUCGAAGGAUUUAUCUGGCCAAAGGUGUUCUGGGACUUUAUGACGCUCAAUCUGAACGGCGCUGUGAAUCCGGUCCCUGUUCUUCAGAUUCUCAACCUCCUCUUAGGUCUACUCGGACUUGCAUGGGAAUGGCCUUUGAAAUAUGUCGCCGGCUCCCUCGCGCACCGCAGCAUCGAAUUCCGGUUGAUCUUCUAUCCCCUCAGCGCUCUCCUCUCUAUGCUCCUCUACCAGGGAACGGACCCUGCUCUAUACUAUCUUAUUGGAAUCGGUGUGUAUUUCUGGGCCUACAGUGAGGGCGAGGUCGUUUGCCCUGUACCAUGGACCCUCCCGAAACGAAGCGAAUACAAGGUAUAG